Molecule: messenger RNA, 2853 nt
Organism: Spirodela intermedia
Lineage: Eukaryota; Viridiplantae; Streptophyta; Magnoliopsida; Alismatales; Araceae
Source: the annotation of a GenBank genome assembly
AUGGGGAUCGAAACGCUGACCGCCGCCGGGUGGGCGGUGGUGGCGGUGGUGGCGAUGGCGGUGGCUGUGGUGCUCCGGCGGGUGCUGGGGCCACGGCUGCCGCCGGGGCCGCGGGGGUGGCCGGUGGUGGGGAAUCUGUUCGACGUAAAGCCGCUGCGGUGUCGGUGCUACGCGGAGUGGGCGGCGGAGUACGGGCCGAUCGUGUCUGUGUGGCUGGGGUCGACACUGAACGUGGUGGUCUCGAGCGUGGAGCUGGCGAGGGAGGUGCUGAAGGAGAAGGACCAGCAGCUGGCGGACAGGCCGAGGAAUCGGUCGACGGCGAGGUUCAGCAGGGACGGGAAGGACCUGAUCUGGGCGGACUACGGGCCGCACUACGUGAAGGUCAGGAAGGUCUGCACGGUGGAGCUCUUCUCCCCGCGCCGCCUCGAGGCCCUCCGUCCCAUCCGCGAGGACGAGGUCACCGCCAUGGUCCAGGCCCUCUACCGGGACUGCAUCAACCCCGGUAACUCUCUCUCACCACCUCUCUCUUCAUCUCCAUCUUCUGUGGCUGUAAUCAGCGGGAGGUGAUCUCUAGUCUGAUCUACGGUUGGUGGCGGUUGUUGGCUCCGGUCCUAUUGUCUGUUUCACCCCAGCCGCCAUCUCUCUCUCUCUCUUUACGAACUUACACAGAGAGAGAGAGAGAGAGAGAGAGAGAGAGAGGGUUUUCUCUUACUGUGAAUUGGGUAAUGGGACUGCUUCGCUGUCCCCAAGUGCCCAUUUGAACCGUAGCUCUCUCUCUCUAGCGACUUUCGAACUAGUCAAGAAAGGUGUUCUCUGACUCUCAUGCUGUUGGGUUAAUGUGGGCUGCUUUGCUGUCCCCUAGUGCCCAUAUUUAUCUCUCUCUCUCUCUCUCUCUCUCUCUCUCUCUCGCUAUCUACAUAGUAUGGUUAAGGCUAGGAUCCGAAGGGUUUAACCAUACAAAGAUAAGACCAUUAGUUUUCGACCUCGCUAUCCAGACUGUUGCUUGGAUUACCGGACGGGUCCGUUCUUUGGAGCAUCCCAUUUAGCUAAAAGCCCACGGUGAGGUACAUAUUUUUUCUAAACCUCCCCACAACGUUUUUAUAUGGUCAAACUGUUUUCGUAGCUCAUGUGUCCCUAAUCUAUUGCCUGCAGUAUACCGAGAAUGGUGCCUUUCCCAAAAGCAUCCCUCUAUUUAUCAUUUUGUUGAUAAAAAAAUUCUUAAGAUUUUAUAUUCGAUUUUAAACCUCUUUCUAAUUGUGCUGCCCAGCCUAGGAUGUGAGGAUACCAUGAGGUUUUGCAAAAAAACCCUCAAAAAUUAGGAAUUUUGAUUUUUAUACAUCUAUAUCACGCUCUGUUGACCUUAGGAAAAGCACCCGUUUCAUAAAAACCUGUUCCGAAUGCGUAUUUAUAUUAUUUUUAUCUGUUAUUAGGAGUUGUUCUUUGCUAAAAGGCCUCGUAAUUUCUAAAUUUUGCAUUUAUACGCUUCUAUUACCCUCUGAUGGCCUUGGGACAAUACCCAAGUUCCAUAAGACGCUGUGGGUAAUUAUAAUAUUUUCAACUGUUAUUAGGAGGCGGAACACGAGUUUUUAAAUUUUCGUUUAUUUGGCCUCCGAAUGCGGGUAAUGGUGAUAGUUUUUAUUUUUAGGGGUGCCAGGUGGGUUUCUUACGUGUUUUUUUUAUUUUUAUGUGGAUUUUUGCAGAGAAGAAGGGGAGGAGCUUGGUGGUGAACGAGUACCUGGCGGCGGUGGCCUUCAACAACAUCACCCGGCUGGCCUUCGGGAAGCGCUUCGUCGACGACGAGGGGGUGGUGGAUGAGCAGGGCCUAGAGUUCAAGGCCAUCGUGUCCAACGGAGUGAAACUCGGGGCGUCACUUGCCAUGGCGGAGCACAUCCCAUGGCUCCGCUGGAUGUUCCCCCUCGAGGAGGAGGCCUUCACCCAGCACAACGCCCGCCGUGACCGCCUCACCACCGCCAUCCUGGACGAGCACACCCGCAUCCGCCUGGAGAGCGGCGGCGCCGCCAAGCAGCAUUUCGUCGACGCCCUCCUCACCCUGCAGCAAAAGUACGACCUCAGCGACGACACCGUCUUCGGCCUUCUCUGGGUACCCUUCGUCCCCUUCCUCUUGUUCACAUUCCCCUUCCCCUUUCACUGAGUUUCUAGGGUGGGUUUGACGUGGACUGACCUGUGUGGCGGCGGCAAUGGCAGGACAUGAUAACUGCGGGGAUGGACACGACGGUGAUAUCGGUGGAGUGGGCGAUGGCGGAGGUGAUCAGGAACCCGAGGGUGCAGGCGAAGGCGCAGGAGGAGCUGGACAGGGUGGUGGGGAAGGAGAGGGUCCUCUCAGAGACGGACUUCCCCAACCUGCCGUACCUCCAGUGGGUGGCGAAGGAGGCCCUGCGCCUCCACCCGCCGACGCCGCUGAUGCUCCCCCACAAGGCCGCCACCGCCGUGAAGCUCGGCGGCUACGACAUUCCCAAGGGCUCCAACGUGCUGGUCAACGUCUGGGCCAUCGCUCGGGACCCUGCGGUGUGGAAGGAUCCUCUGGUAUUCCGGCCGGAGAGGUUCUCCGAGGAGGAUGUCGACGCCAAGGGGCACGACUUCCGGCUGCUUCCCUUCGGCGCCGGCCGGCGGGUCUGCCCGGGGGCGCAGCUGGGGAUCAACAUGGCCCAGUCGAUGCUCGGCCACCUGCUGCACCAGUUCCGGUGGGAGCUGCCGGAGGGGGUCUCGCCGGAGGAUUUGGACAUGGAGGAGAGCCCCGGGCUGGUCACCUUCAUGAGAACGCCCCUGCGGGCGGUUGCGACGCCAAGGUUGCAGGCCGCCGAGCUCUACAAGCGCGUGCCGGCGGAGAUCUAA